AUGCUGAAAAUAUCUAUUUUAAAGGUUGAGAACCCGUCCUGCCUCUGGGGCCGGGUCGUCCGGGGCCCCGGCGGUGACGAAGAGACCGCCGAGCAGUACAACAACCUGCUAGCUCAGAUGAACUUUUUCUACCAUGACGUCACCCAGGACCUCCGCAACCUAAAACCCACGUCGUUAGAUGAGGGACAGGUGUGUGUGGUGUACUGGUCGGUGAUGAAGUCGUGGUGUCGGGCCGUGGUGGAGUCGAUCAUCAUGGACUCGGUGUCCUGUCAGGCUCGCUGCCUCCUGGUCGACCACGGAGAGCGGCUCGUUGUUGCCUCAGACCAGAUUCGAAUUGCUAUGCAGAGCUUCCUCCAGCUGCCUUUCUGGGUGAGAAGGUUCCACCUGGCGGGAAUCAAACCAACAACCCUGCGAGUGUCCGUGUAUGAGGAGAAGGCCGAGCUCAUUCCGUCCAGUCAGUGGGACAGCUCUGCUACACUUUACCUGCACAACCUGCUGCAAGCGUCCACUCAGACGGAGGCCGUGCUGCUUGAAUCCGACUCAGCCUCCGUCUCCAUUGAGCUCUACCUGAUGGUCGGGAAGAUCAAGAUCUGUGCAAACGACGAUCUGGUGGCCAAGAAGUUUGCGUAUUACGGCACAGAGUCAGCUGACAGCGGCGGGAUGGACGCGGUGGACCGAUGUCCCAUCAUGUUGUCCUUCAGCUUGUUGAGUCAGACCGUCUCCACGACUUCAGUCAAGCUGUCGUCACAAAGCCCGCCUCGUCCUGGCGACUGUCUGACGGCUCCCUCCACACCUGAGAGCCGACGACAUGAGCCGGAGACCUGUGAGGAAGGCAGCAGGUCAAAGGUCACAGAAGGACCGCUUUGUCCAGGCAGCCGAUCAAAGAACGGCUCAGAAGGUGCUGCUGCGGAGAGUGACUCAUCAGAGGACACAGACUCGUCUCUGGCUGCAGCUCUGACCAAAGACCUCAGUCUGUUCAAGUUUCUACGGUUCUUGAAUCCUGGCAGCAACUACCAGCAGGCGGCUCCUCCCGUGAGUCAGAAAGAAGAGGUGAAAGUCUGUCAGCCUGAAGAGACGACUGCAGCCUCCAGCAGCAGCACAGCACAGGAAGUAUUAACACACAACAGUGAGCCUGUGACACAGGACCAGCAGGUGUUGCUUCAUAUGAGCACUGGAAAAAGUGCAGCUGAAGGUGUUGAGAGCAGUCAGAUGGAUGAAGAAACAAGUUCCAGUAGAUCAGGAGAGGGACGAGCAGAGACAGAGAGGAGGAUGAAUGAAGAGCACUGGGCCUGUUCCAGACUUUUGGAGUGGUUGAACCCAGAGCCUCUGAACCCCAAUCCAGACGCAGAAGAAGACCUGGCUGUUCCUAGUGAUCCCAGGAAGAGUGGGAUUCUGGUGCACUCUGCCCUCCCAGUGGAGCCAUGCACCAGCCUGGAUGACGCUCCCAUCACAGAUGGACUCCGCUGGGUGUUACGGAGGAAGUCGUACUGCGCUCCGUCUCCGGCCGACUGUCACAGCUGGCCCGCUGUGGCUCGAGGCUGCAACGCCGUCAUCGUGUCCCAGAACGCCGACCAGCCGCUCAGCUACCUCGCCCCGCUGCUCACCCACAUUGUGCUCAACUCCAUCUUCACCCCCCUCACCUCCAGCGCAGGGCCGGUGGCGGUGCUGCUGUGUCCAGGCUGGGAGAAAGUCCAGACUGUGUUCGACCUGCUGGAGGAGAGCAGAAUGAUCCAGACGCUCCACCCGGCCAUCGCGCUGCUGGGCGUCGGCAAAGACGAGCCCAAGUCUGUUAGGAUCCCAAAAAACUGCCUCCUGUUAGUGACCACUCCCUUCAGUCUGGUCCGCCUGCUGUCCUGCCACUGCUUCCUGUUCCUGCGUAUGUAUCACCUGAUCCUGGACGAGGCCGACCAGCUCUUCACUCUCGCUCCGGACCAGAUGGCGACCAUCUUGCAGCAUUUCCAGAAGGUGACCUCCAGCGAGGAGAAGGCGUCGUGUCCUCAGCAGCUGGUUGCUGUGGCGAAGCGGUGGACCAGUCACAUGGAGGCUUUGUUAACCAAUCACAUGUCCAAUCCCUGCGUUGUCAUGACAGUCCCAGAGGAAGCUGCUCUGUAUGGCAACGUCCAGCAGAUCAUCCUCAUGACUCCUGAGAACAAUAGGAUCUCCGUACUGUUGGGUGCGCUAGACUUCAACCCCGAAGUCGGCCAGAAGACUGUAAUCGUAACCAACUCUGCCGAGGAGGUCGAAGACGUAUUCCAGGCUGUGAGCAACAAAUCAGCGUUCUGCCUCAAGACCCACGAAGGGUUAACGCACCAGUUUGACUUUGUGGCGCAGCAGUGGAAGAAAGACAUCGGCCCCGGCACUCAUGUUAUUCUGGUGACGACCAACGAGUGUCUGAGGUGUUUGGGAAUCAGAGAUGCUACGUGUGUCGUCCACUACGGUUUCCCCACGUCACCCAAACUGUUCGGCAGCCGACUCUUCUGCAUGGCCGACAACUUCAGAAACCUCUCAGAACGAGUUUCCUCCCAGGAUCAAACACAGAGUUGCCCUCACGCCACCAGGUCUGUGCUCCUGAUCUCAGAAAGGAACGCCCGCCACGUGGUUGGGGUUCUGCGGUACCUGGGUCGAACCAACGCCCUGCUGCCCCCUGAGCUGCUGUCCUUCGCUCAGGGCAUCCACGUAGCCCGAGAGGACCAGAAGACCAACAGGCCUCUCUGCAGCUACCUGAAGAGCUUUGGAGUCUGCAGAGACAGCAGCGUGUGUCCCGACCGUCACAGGUUCAUCCCCAUCCUGGAUCAGUCUGAUCUCCCCGGCUCUGGAGUCAUAGAAGUUGUGCCUCUCUACAUCAAGACCGCGUCAGUCUUUUACGGUCGUAUUGUGAGGAAGGAGGACGGCGGGUUUGACAGCAUGGCGGCUGAGAUGGCUUCAUACUACGCCGACAAGAAACUCGGAGCCACGAAACUGCAGCAGGGAGGAUUAUAUGCAGUGCAGGAGGACGACGUCUUCUACAGGGUGAAGGUCCUAUGUGUCCCAGACGUACGCGAUCUGCUCUUCUACUGCGUCUUCGUUCGGUUUAUCGACAUCGGAAAAGAAGAGGAGGUCAAAUCUCAUCAGAUCCUGCAGCUGCCGGAGCAGUUUCACUCUCUGCCCGAACAGGCCAUAGAGAUCAUCGUCUGCAGGGUCAAACCAGUCGACGCAGAGAUGGACUGGCACCCAAAGGUUACCAGAGCCGUCAGCCAGAAGAUCCGAGGUCUGCAGCACAGAGCCAGAGCAGUCCUCAGUCUGGGAAAAACUGUAUUUGUUGAUCCCAUGGUGCGGGUGACGCAGGUGCCAGGUAUGAAGACUCAGAUCAAUGAAUACAACGUGCAGUCUGAGAUUUUAAACACGGGGAUGGGAGCAUUAAACCCGGAGCAUCUGGACUUGCUUAAGGCGCUUUGCAAGGACGGUGCGGGCGGCUGCAGUAACGAGGCCGGACACGUUUCUGGGUCAGAUGGUGAUUCGGCGUCUCUGGAGGUCCGGAUCAAAGCUGAGGAAGAAGUUCUGGCCGAAGCCUUCAGAGCAACCGAGAUCAAGAAGCUCGCUGCUCCAGAUCUUCAUCGCCCCAAAACACAUGAGCCACUCAGUCCAGUAUCUACUCUGAACCGGUUCCUGAUCCCAGCAACACCAGCACCUCAAGUCCAAACGGUCUCAGCUUAUGAUCAGAGGUCAGAUAUCGUCCAGGCUGCAGACGAACAGAGGAGCAUCCAAACUGCUGAUCUGAGGUCAGCUGUGCAGAGGAUGAGUUUCCACCCUCAGGUCCGCUGGUACCAGACGUCCGACUCGGUGGUCGUCACGGUGAAGCUGUCGAACCCGCAGAGUCAACGCUGCGACUUCUACCCUGACCGAGUCGUUUACAGCGGCAACGUGAGCGGUCGCUUCUACGGAGCCGAUCUCAAGCUUCAGGGAAACAUCGCUGCUGACCGAUGCUGCUGGGAAAUGAAGUCCAACGAGCCGGUCCUCAAACUGGUCAAACAGCAGCAGGGAUACUGGGAGAGAUUCCUCAAGAACAAGAAUAUUUUUGUGAGUUACGACAUGGACCACUUUGAAGAGGAAGAAGACGCAGCACCAAACGGUCCGCUGUUUGUGGGGAACACGGGAGAAGAUAACUGGUACGUGAACUCAGAGAGCGGCAGUGAGAGUGACUGA
Scomber scombrus (Atlantic mackerel) is the source of this 4182-nucleotide messenger RNA. It is a transcript of the gene tdrd12, whose product is annotated as tudor domain containing 12. Gene Ontology annotation, biological process: germ-line stem cell division; transposable element silencing. Bases 1 to 4182 code for a protein of 1393 amino acids. The transcript is spliced from 35 exons. Lineage: Eukaryota; Metazoa; Chordata; Actinopteri; Scombriformes; Scombridae. The record is from RefSeq and is a predicted model, not a curated record.